Daphnia magna is the source of this 4057-nucleotide messenger RNA. RefSeq names its product protein fork head. Lineage: Eukaryota; Metazoa; Arthropoda; Branchiopoda; Diplostraca; Daphniidae. The record is from RefSeq and is a predicted model, not a curated record. Gene Ontology annotation, biological process: anatomical structure morphogenesis; regulation of transcription by RNA polymerase II; cell differentiation. Gene Ontology annotation, molecular function: RNA polymerase II cis-regulatory region sequence-specific DNA binding; protein domain specific binding; transcription factor binding.
UGUACACACGGCCACUCGAUUCAGUUUGUUAGUCCAAGCGGCUUGAGAUGUGUGGACGCACCAAACAGGCCAGCCCCCAACCUCCUUCAACAUAAUCAUCUUCAUCACCAUCAUCAGUCGUGUCGCUGCAAACGCUAACUUUGACCUGUUGCGCUUGAAACAAGUCGCGCAUCUCCGUUAGACUCGCCACCAGCCGAGUUAUUGGCAAAUUGGUCCAAACCCGUUCUGUUUGUUCAUGUGCUUGUGCCAUUAACACUGAAUUUGCUGAAUCGUCAUAUCGAGUGCCGCCAUCUUCGUGUGUGUUGCUCCUACCUCCCAUUUUUGCCUACCUAAUUCAUCUUCAUCAUUUCCCAAACUAAUCGUCAACACAGUUUAUGAUCGUGUCAGGCUUUGUCAACAAAAACUCUGAUUCAAGUUGGGACAAAUGCGGACAUUGGUCGCGUGUACUUGGUGAAGUUGUUGAUCGCUUCAAAGUGAAACUACACAUACCCUACGUGUACGUGCGUUGAUUGUAGGUCUACUUGUGAAGAAUUAAAACCGCAUCCAGCUGGGAUUCCCGCCAUUCAAAUACAGAUUUGUUAAUAUCCGAAAGUAUUUCAUUUUGAAAUACGAUCGCAUAUAGAGAAUUACUGUCACUGCAUAGUUAACUCUUCAAUCGUUCGUUCCAAUGUUGUCCGAAAAUAUGUUGCCACAAAAACUGCAGUAUUCAGAGACGGGUGGCUCGGGCCCCAGUCCGACGUCGAUAGGCUCAUCAAUGGCGAUGUGCCAAACGACUAUGGUGCCAUCCAUGUCGUCGAUGGCCUCGGCGUAUUCCUUGAGUUCAGCCGCUGCAGCUGCCGCCGGCAUGAACGGAAUGGGCAUGACGUGUAUGAACAUGAGCACCAUGGCUUCGUGUUCGCCGCAGACAUCCGCCGCAGCCGCCGCCGCAGCCGGAUCGUCCGUUUUCGGAAUGACUGGCUUAGGAGGCAACGGCGGAGGUGGCCAGCAAGGGCACACGUCUAUGAAUAACGCCACUUGUAUGUCACCCGGCAUGAGCGUCGCUGGCUCCUACACUAUGCGUAGUGGCAUCGAUUCCGGAAUGGGCCAGUGCAUGUCUUCCGGUUUCAGUGGAGUGCCUUCAACUAUGGGCACUUCACUGGGCAACACGUCGACCGCAGGGCGUUCCAGCGGCGAUCUGACGUCGCCUAGUGACCCGAGCUUGCGAGGCGGUGCCACUAACGGCGGUGCUGGCGUCGGUGCUGGCGUCGGAAACAACGGCGCUGGUGGCGUCAGUGGUAACGCGACGACCGGCAGUCGCAAUGACAAAACGUAUCGCCGGAGCUACACGCACGCCAAGCCACCUUACUCCUACAUCUCGCUCAUCACGAUGGCCAUCCAGAAUUCGCCGACAAAAAUGCUGACGUUGAGCGAGAUCUAUCAAUUUAUUAUGGACCUGUUUCCGUUCUACCGACAGAACCAACAGCGCUGGCAAAACUCGAUUCGACAUUCGCUGUCGUUCAACGAUUGCUUUGUUAAGGUACCGCGUACACCCGACAAGCCAGGAAAAGGUUCCUUCUGGGCCCUUCAUCCCGAAUCGGGCAACAUGUUUGAAAACGGCUGCUACCUUCGCAGACAGAAGCGUUUUAAAUGUGACGCCAAGAAGGAAUCAUGCCCGGGGGCUGUAUCCAGCAUCGGUUCAAGCCGAUCGAAUCACAAAAGCGAAGGGUCUCAUAAGAAGGUGCCAUCCGACGGGAGACAUCAACUUCAAAGCGGCCACGACAGUAGCAGCGAUGACGACAUGAUCGACGAUUGUCAAAUGAAAGAAAGGGUUUCCAAUCACCGAUCUAUGAUUCACCAUCACAAUGGCAAUUUAAUCGGGGGUCAGCUGAUGUCUGAAGAUCUCCACCAGCACGGGCUGAAAGUCAACGGUGACAAACGAACCCCCUUGUCGAGCAAUCAUCACAGUUCGUUGCAUCAAGAGUCGACAGUUUUGCCUGCAAUGCUGCAUCACGACGACGGGCUGGAGACGAUGACCAACGACCCGGAGACCGUGAUUCCAACGACGGUGCCCCAGCAUGGCAUGGUGUGCGACGAUCGCUAUGAAAAAUACAAGACGUACGACAAGUACGACCCCGGAGCAAUGGAGUUCAACGCGCUCUCGCAACGCUAUCUGGCCGGUGACAUGGGCAUUGGCGGCCAGGGUCAACUGCUCGCCCCAUCAAUUGGUCUUCAUGGGCUGAAAGACGCAACGGCUUACACAUUAGCGUCGCAUCCAUUUUCAAUUCAGAGGCUUCUUCCCGGAACAACCGACCCCAAAUCCGACGUCAAAAUGUUUGACAUGGGGCCGUACGGAGGUUAUGCGACGCUUGCUCCAGGCCAUGGCCAAGGAUCUUUGCACCAUGACAACACCAAUUACUACCAGGCCUCAUUUUACCACCAGAAUAUGCAUCACCACAACAGCCAAGCCCAUCACGCCAAUCACCACCAUCACCAUCACGGUGGACAUCAUGGUUCUACGACAUCGCCCUCCACUUUAUGACAAUUAUGAGGUGUGUCCAUUGCGAAAACAGAACGACCAGCACUUGUCUCCGCAAAAGGGCAGCGAUCGUUCACUGAAACAAACGCAUUUGGCCUACGCUCCCCGAGUAUAAAGCACGGCAGAUCUGGGGAGAUGUAUGAGGCAGCUUGAUGCCACUAAUUAUAUAUAUACAGUAUACAGGGUAUCGGCAUUGUAUGGGUGUGCAUUCGGUGAGGGGUGAAGAAACGGUUUUGAACGAAAAAAACAAAAAAAACAAAAACAAAACAAAACAUGUAAAACUGAAGUGCAAUAUGCGUCGCACAUGCAAAAUCCGCACUAUUGUAUUGUUCGUACAUGGAAAGAAAGAAUGUUGGACUUGCAUCGAUGGUUGUUUGCAGUACAGUAGGUCUAUAAGACGAUGACAAACGAAGCCGUCAGCUGUUGAGCCGUGUACGCUAUACAUUAACGGAAGUGUACAGACAGGCCAAUAUAGUCUCAGAACCUAUAUCGUUGACGAAAUUGUUUAUAAUUUUAUAUAUCCUUUCUCUUUGAUAGACAUAUUAGGCAAAAUGCUAACCCAAAUGCACAAGUUGGAUUCUCUUCCUCUUAUUAUAAUUUUUUUCCCUUACCACAUUGUUCGUUUCUCUCCUGAUCUUCAGACAAGAAACAAUUUCUUUUCAUUGACAUUUUCUCUUAUUAAAAACCUUUGAUCCCAAUUGUAUUUUUUGUUUUUCAUUUUCUGCGUCGUUAACGACUUAUGUGAUAGGCUUUUGUUUAUGUUUAGAGUGCCGCAUCCUCGAGCAACCAACUACAAUUUUUGUGUGUGCGCUUGAGGCUCGUGAGAACUCGAUUGUUGAAGUAAUGACAUGGAAAAGUGUGAACAUUUAGAUCGUGCAGAGGACAAUAAACCUCGCUUUGAUAUAAUUCAGUUUGUAAAUACAACAUAGAAUACAAAUAAAUAUAGUAAUAGUCUUGUAUGUGGACGUGCUUGACGUUUGUUCAUCGACAGUAAAUCCAUAUUGUAUGCAGUUUAUUAGGUCUCCACUGAUGGUUCAAGUGCAUUCCUCCUAUAUACCACAAAUUAAAUUUGAUGCCCAUGUUGUCUGUCACCGAAUAUUCGAAGCUUCAGAGGCCAAUGGUUUGUGAACGACCAUAUAGGCUGCAUAGGUUUAACGAGGCCCAGGGUUGGUUGUUAUGUUUCUCGAAGUUGGCCCAGCAAAAUAUAGAAUGGAAGCCAAUCUCAAUGGGUUUGACACUGUAACAAAUGCCACAUCUAACUAUUUUGUGAAGGACGAAAUUUCAUUUGUUGUUAUCCUGUUAAAAUUGUCUCUCCGUGCUGUUGCAAUGUCAUUUUAUUUUUAAAUAUGUCGACCCUCCGUCGGCCUUGUGCUCCUCCCUACCGUGUUCGCUAUUUUUUCCCGUUCACUGUGUGUGCAGAUUUGGAUUGUACAACUAUAUAUGAAGUAAUGCAUGUAUACAUGCGUGCGUACGUGCUCGUUUGGCCUGUGCACCACUGUGAGGAAAUCUGUUACGUGUAAAAUAAACCAGUGGAAAAUCGGA